AUGGAGUAGGUAAAACUAAAAAACCUCAAUUAAGAUAAAGAAAAUUAAUUAGAUCUUGACGAGAAUGAAUAAGUUUUUUAUACUUACUAAUUAAAUUAAGGAAAUUAUCAUUUGGCUAAAGUUAUUAAAGUUGACAAAAGCUAUUGCAAUGUAAACUUUCCUGCUGCUUAGAACUUAAAGAAUAUAAUAUCAUCUUGCAUUAAUCUUUUGGAUCUUUCUCUAAACUUAAGCUUUUGCUAGUUAGAUACUGACUGUGCUAUCGAAGUUGGAAGAGGCAUAGGAAAAUGCUCCUAAUUAAAUAACCUAUUGCUUAAUUUGAAUUGCAAUAGUAUAAAAACAUAAGGGGCAGUUAAUAUAGUUUCAUAAAUUGCUAAAUGCUCACAUUUGUAAAAACUAAGAUAUUAGAUUAGUAAAAAUCAAAUAGGAUACAAUUACAAUUAUAAUUCAAUAGGAGAAAUACAAACUAUGAAUCUUUAAAUUGCUUAAAUAUGGUUGAAUGGAAACGUUUUAUAGACUAAAGAUCUAAAUUUUCUAGGAUCUUGCUUGAGUAAAUGUGAAUCUUUAAAAAGACUCGAAUUAUUUCUGAACUAGAAUGACUUGAAUAAUGCUGCAGAUUUUUUUGAAAAAUUAUCAUUGUGCAGAAAUAUCUCAUUUUUAACUCUCCAUUUAGCCAAUAAUAGUUUAGGAAAUUUAAUUGCUGAGCUGUUUAGUUAAACAAUUUAAAAAUUUGAUUUUCUAAAAUUUUUAGAUUUAGAUUUGAGAUAUAAUAGUAUUAAUUAUGAAGGCUUUGACUUUAUCUUUAAGGAAUGUUCUAAGAAGAAAUAUUUAAAUUUCAUCAAAGUUUCUCUUAAUUUAAAAAAGUUAAAUGAAUUCGAAAUACUAAGAAUCAAAUACUUACUAAGUAAGCCUAGAAGAUUAGUAAGUUUCUAAGUUGUUUGA
Messenger RNA from Tetrahymena thermophila SB210, 939 nucleotides. RefSeq names its product kinase domain protein, putative. The record is from RefSeq and is a predicted model, not a curated record. The transcript is spliced from 12 exons. NCBI's taxonomy places the organism in Eukaryota, Ciliophora, Oligohymenophorea, Hymenostomatida, Tetrahymenidae.